This is a messenger RNA of Ochotona princeps (American pika), 1609 nucleotides long. RefSeq names its product small integral membrane protein 10 like 2A (gene SMIM10L2A). NCBI's taxonomy places the organism in Eukaryota, Metazoa, Chordata, Mammalia, Lagomorpha, Ochotonidae. Bases 15 to 551 code for a protein of 178 amino acids. The transcript has 3 exons. The record is from RefSeq and is a predicted model, not a curated record.
CCGCCGCAGGAAGCAUGGCGGAGUUGCAGGGGAACGGCCCAGGACGCAGGCUGGGCGGCCCAGGACCCCCGGACUCCGGGUCCCCGCGGCUGGGGCGCGCGCCGCCACGGGCCACGGAUCGCCAAGAAGUUCGAGGGCCCAGGUGCUUCGGGCUCCACAUCACCGGAGGUCCCGCCGACCUGUUGCCACACAUCGACCACGCUGGACAACCUGGAGAAAGGAAUUCAGCUGCUGUAAACCCUGGGCCUGCCAGGACCGGAGCAGAGAGGAAUUGGCUUUUGUAUGUGAUGACCAGCUGCUUCUCCGGCCCUGGCAUGUGGCAGCUCCACAUUCCCGAAACCACACAGGAGAGCCUCAUCCAGAUGGGCCUCGAUGGGUGCUGGAGGUGCAAGGUGUGCUGCACAGUGGCGUCCCCGAAGGGUCACGUGCGGCCCAAAUGCAAGCCAAGAGAGAAGAGACCCUGGCCUUCACCAGCCGUCCUGGGUUGGUGGCUUGAAGCCCCUGUUCUGAGUUCCUGGGAUGGAAAGCUGCAGCGCCCUGCUCAACUCUAGGGACAGAGUCAUCCAGGGAUCAAGCCCUGUGCCCAGAGCUGGGGUCCUGGGCGAAUUUCUCUGUCUGCCUCAAGAGUGGGUAGUGGCUGGCUGCCACAUGACCCCGUGCAGUUGUCCAUAGCCACAUCCUGAUGACAUCCUUCCUUUUCUAGUCCUUCUGGCCCCCUCACCCAUGGCUGCCCUGCCCACCAAGGGUCACCUCUGGGAACCUCUCAGCACAGCUGUCUGGGGGCAGUUCCUGAGGGACAGAAGUGUCAGAGGGCUGGAAGGGAGAGGAAGAGCCAGGGCCUUCUUGGGGCUGCUACAUUGAUGUGGCCCCUUCAGAGCCCUGCCUCACAUGGGGGACAGGGUCACCGACUGCAGCCGUUCGUGGGCCAGCCUGGAAUGGGGAGGACGGCUUUCCCCUGAGUGUGCAUGCGCUUAGUGUGAGAGUGGGGGAAAGGAGCUGUCAGGGUGCCCCAGCCUUCCUCCUGCCAGGGGUUUGCCUAGGACCAAGGCUGCUGUUCCCCUACGGGAAGGAAGGGGUGCAGCCUCAGGAGCCACACCCCAGGGCAGCCCACUGCAUGAAGAUCCUAACCCAGUUCAGAGUGGCACUGUGCUCGCAGUGGCUUUGGCCAUGGCUGUCUUGACCAGAAGCUCUUGGCCCUCUGAACAUCGUGUUCCUGCCUCCAUUGGGCAAAGUAGUUAGCAAGCCUCUGCCUUCCUACGCUGUUCUCGCCACCGCUUUUCCCGCGGGGCCCUUGCCGCAUGGCAGGGUCUCCAUGCACUUUAUAUUUAUUUGCAGUCAGUUUUCCAGGCGGUGGAGCUUUGCACGUUCAGAUACCAGCCUGAAUGAUGUCUGUGUUCUGUGUGUGAGUAAGUAUGUAUUGGUCUGUCAGGUGUUCUUGUUUCUGUUGUUGUUGCACUGUUGUCUCUAAGUUACAAAGAAAAGUCCUGAGUCCAGGACCCUGCAGUACCAUCUCGAGGUCUGUUUCUGGUUGGGUGAGAUGCAAUAGCCUUGGAGGAGGGAGGCCCAGUGGUGAGCUGUUUCUCCCAUGGCCUUGGGCCAGAGCUAGGGG